AUGUCGCAGCUAAGUAAGAAUCUGGGUGAUUCGAGUCCUCCUGCCGAGGGCCCGAAGCCCCCGGUCUACAGCCGCCCUACAGUUCUGAUGCGGGCGCCGCCUGCAUCCUCCCGGGGCCCGCCAAUCCCAUGGGAUCCGCCUUCUAUUGAUUUGCAGAGUUCACUGGCCCCUUGGCAGGCACCUCAGCCUACCUGGGAGGGCAUGCAGGGCCAACCGCCGGCUCCAGUGGCUUCAAUAGCCCAACCUCCGGCCAUUGGAACCCAGAUGGUCCAGCCUCCUGCUCUCGGAGGCCCGAUGGGAAAACCUCCUACUCGUGGAGUCUUAGUGGUCCAUCCUUCUCGCACUCCGGGAGUCCCAAUGGCCCAGGCUCCAGCUCCCGGAGUUCUUAUGGUUCAUCAUUCAACUCCAGGAACCUCUAUAGUGCAUCCACCCCCGCCUGGGACCUCGAUGGCCAAAACGCCCGCUCCGGGGACCCCAAUAGUGCAUCCUCCCCCUCCGGGGACUCCGAUGACCCACACGCCCGCUCCGGGGACCCCGAUGGUGCGUCCUCCCCCUGUGGGGACCGCGAUGGCCCAUACACCCGCUCCAGGGACCCCGAUGAUGCAUCCUCCCCCUCCGGGGACACCGAUGGUCCAGUCUCCAGCACCAGGAGUCCUGAUGGCCCAGCCUUUGAACCCAGGAGUCCUUAUGGUCCAGCCUCCAGCAACAGGAGCGCCAAUGGCCCAACCACCACCUCCAGGAGCCUUGAUAACACAGCCUGCACCUCCUGUAGUACCAAUGGCCAAACCUCCAGGUCCCAGUGUCCUGAUGAUCCAACCUGCUGGGCCGCGCGCUCCAGUCAGCCAGCCACCAGCUUCAGGACCCCCGAUGGCUCAGCCAGUGGCCACACCUGUGCAGCCUAUGGCUUCCUGGGCCCCACAGUCUCAGCCUCUUAUCCUGAAAAUCCAGUCUCAGGUUAUAAGGCCCCCCUCACAGGUUCCACAGAGCCCACAGGCCCCACUGGCUACACCUCCAGGCUGGCAGGCUCCUCCACAAGGCUGGCAAGGCAAAACCCUGACCUGGCAGACCCCAGCGAUUGCCUGGCAGGCGGCCCGGCCUGUGCGCCAGAGCCCCCCUCCCAUUCGACCUGGCCCGCCACCCAUAAGGCCAGGCCCACCCCCGAUCCGCCAGGCGCCUCCGCUGAUGCGCCAGGGGCCGCCACCCAUCCGGCCAGCUCCACAGGUCUUAGCAACUGCACCCACUCUGUGGCAGACCCUGCCGCCCCCGCCGCCUCUGCGGCAAGCCCCGCAGACCAGGCUUCCCGCCGCACAGGUGCAGGCUGCCCCACAGGGGGUGAGCACCCUGCCUGCGCACGUGUCCUCCGCGCCACCUGCUGGCCCGCAGGCACCCCAGACUCAACCUGCUGCUCCUCAGAUGGCUCACUGCCCGCACAUAAUUUGGCAAGCUCCCAACGGCCAAGCCCCGGUGCCACAAGCUCUGCCAAUGUCUAUGGAGUUCCAGGAUGUACAACAGGUCCAGGCACUGGCUUGGCAGGCCCCCAAAGGCCUAACCCACUUCUGGCAAGCCGUGCCUGUCCAAGAGGCCCAAAGGCAGGGCCCUGUGCAGGUCCAGCUGGAGCCGCCCUUUAAGGUGGCUCUGCCUGCUCAGAAAAUGGUGCCAAUCCAGCUACCCAGCCAACAGGCCCAGCCCUCGGGCCUGCAAGCAGAGCUGUCACCGCCGCAGCUCCAGCCCUCCUGGCAGACCCCUCCUGGAGCCAUGCAGGUACAGCCAGCAACCUCCUUAGAGGCGGCACGUUUUCACCAGGGCGCUGCUAAGCCACAGAUGACUCCUGCACCCAAGACCUCCUCGAAGGAACAGAGCACCUCUUCAAAGGAUCACAAGGCUCCUGCAAAGGAACGCAUGAUCUUCGCGGCCACUUUUUGUGCCACAAAAGGUGUUUCACCUGCCCGAGACCAACUGCCAACUACCUGGAAAAAUUUUCCUGCCACACCCUUGGACUUUACUGCCACCUCAGUGGUCUCUCCAACUAACUCCCAGGUCCACCCUGCUUCUUAUAUUGCCUUUAAAGGUCCACCUGCCACCUCAGAGGCCCCGAAGCCACUGGCAUUUGCUCUGCAGGAUUCAUUUGUCUGUGUAGAAGCCUUGCCUGCUGUUUCCUGGGUUCCUCAGCCCAACCCCAAUGCCUCAAAAACACCUAAUGGAGUGCCUACCUUUCUGAUGGAUGAGGCAGCUCCCCCAGUAGCAACCUCCACCAAUGAUGGGGCCUCCGAGACCUUCCAGCCAUGCCCCUCAGGCAAAGUCAUCUGUAAGAAGCAGCACCUGAGUGUCCGAGGAAACAACAGUGGUCACAUGUUGGCCCUAAAUGAUCAGCAGGCCUCACAGCCCUGGGACAAUGUGAACUCAAUUGACUGGGAAGGCCAGAACUCCUCCGUCCAUGUCCCGGGUGACUGGAGGAGCCUGAAUACUUACAGGGACCUAAGUGGCUGGGAGGGUCCUUAUACCUCCAGGAUCCUGAGUGGCUGGGAAGGAUCUGACACCUCCUGGGCUUUGAGUGCCUGGGAGUAUCCAGGUACUUUCAGGGUCUUGGAUGUCUGUGAUAGUUCAGGGAACUCUGAGCCUGUGAUCUUUUCUGAAGUCUCAAACCUCUCUCAGGAGGAAAGUACCACCCAGAAUGAACCUAAACUGGAGACCCAGCCAUUGUCUCCCUUGCAUGAGAGAGCAGAUGCCUUGGUGCAUUUCCUCUUGGUCAAGGAGCAAGCCAAGGUGCCCAUCAAGCACUCAGAGAUGGUGAAAGUCAUCAUCCGAGAAUAUAAAAAUGAGUGCUUGGAUAUUAUCAACCAAGCUAACCAUAAACUUGAGUGUGCCUUUUGUUAUCAAUUGAAGGAAAUUGAUCCUAAGAACCACUCUUAUAUUAUCAACAAGCUGAGCCUUAGUGAAGAGGAGCCAAUGGCAUCAUAUUUAGACAGGCCCAAGUUUGGCCUUCUGAUGGUGGUUCUGAGUCUUAUUUUUAUGAGAGGCAAUUGUGUCAGGGAGCAUCUUGUCUUUGAUUUUCUGUCCAAGCUAGGGUUGGAUAUCCAAGAGACACAUGGUCUCUUUGGAAAUACAAAGAAGCUCAUCACUGAGGUGUUUGUCAGACAGAAGUACCUACAGUACAGGCAAAUCCCCCAGACUAAGCCUGCAGAAUAUGAGUUCCUUUGGGGUCCUAGAGCAUUUUUGGAAACCAGUAAGAUGCUUGUUCUGAGGUUUGUGGCUAGGCUGCAUAAGAGAGAUCCACAGUGUUGGCCAUUCCAUUACCUGGAAGCGCUAGCUGAAUGUGAAUCUGAAGAUCUGGAAGAUGAUGACCGUGGAGCUGGUGAGAAUUCCAGUGGCCCCAGCAGCAGGUCCCCUCCCUGCUAA
Molecule: messenger RNA, 3396 nt
Organism: Elephantulus edwardii (Cape elephant shrew)
Lineage: Eukaryota; Metazoa; Chordata; Mammalia; Macroscelidea; Macroscelididae
Product: melanoma-associated antigen E1-like
Exons: 1
Coding region: 1-3396 (1131 amino acids)
Biological process (GO): negative regulation of transcription by RNA polymerase II
Cellular component (GO): nucleus
Source: RefSeq, a predicted model, not a curated record